This is a messenger RNA of Emiliania huxleyi CCMP1516, 519 nucleotides long. RefSeq lists its product as hypothetical. NCBI's taxonomy places the organism in Eukaryota, Haptophyta, Isochrysidales, Noelaerhabdaceae. The record is from RefSeq and is a predicted model, not a curated record. The transcript has 2 exons. Bases 1 to 519 code for a protein of 172 amino acids.
AUGGACAGGCUCGCCGCCAAACGCGACGACGACGAAAGAGCGGCCCUGCCAUUCUUUGCAAACCAAAAGGCUCUGGUGGACUCGCUCCUCUCAUGCACGAGCCUGGCAGCCUUCUUCACUCUCCCGACGUGUGCCACAGCGCGAGCCGUCAAGCUGGCCUUCCUCAGCGCGCGCAUGCACGCGCGCGAGAGCCGUCAUCCGCAGCGCCACGCCGCCGUCCUGCUGCUUCAGCGCCUCAAGCGCAAGGCCAUGGAGCUGGCGAGUCCUCCUGACAGGCCGUGGAACCACCGCGAUGAACUGAUCAAGGCGGAGAACGACGACGUCGACAUCGCUGACGGCUACUGCGAUUGGCUUGACGCCUCGACCGGACGCGAAGACGUCGACGACGAAGACGGCUACGACUGGGCUGGCGCCUGGGCAGCGGCGGCAACGAUGCUGGUGAGUGAGGAUGUGGCCGAAGCCGCCGCUACCGCCGAUGCACACCCGGUUCUGCGCACAAGGGUCCGGCGCUUUGAAUAA